AUGUCGUCAGAUAAUAAAGAACCCAAACGUGGUUCGAUUCAAUCGUUUUUUCGUUCGUCUUUCAAAAAAAAGAAGAUUGACAUUUCCACUGCUGUUGAUCAAUCUUCACAAACACAUCAACCAGAUGAAACAACUACUUGCUCAUCAGAUACAACUUCGAAAUCAUUAUCAUCAGCUUCACAAGCAGUUUCUUUAUCAUCAUUCAUAGCUUCGCCUUCACCACCACCUUUACCAAUUGAAACUUUACCACCAUUAUCUGUAUCAUUUAUAUCUUCACCAACACAUUAUUCAUCAUCAACAUCUUCACCAACAAAAUGUUCAUCCACAAUCUCACCAUCACGAUGUUCAUCAUCCAUGUCUUCACCAAAACAACGUUCACCAUCAAUAUCUUUAUCACCAUUAUCUCUAUCACCAAUAGCUGCAGCAGCUGUGGAAAAUUCUUCUAUUGCAUUAGACAUUAGCCGCUCUUCAAAAGAAUUACCAACACAACCAAAAUUAUCUUCAUAUCCAGUGAAUAAACAGAAUCGAUCAUUUCGCUCCAUUUGGUAUUCAACUUUUCCAUGGCUGGAGUAUUCACAACAGAGUGACGCAUUUAUAACUGGUUAUAAUAACUGGAAAAACGCUAUGGCAAAGAGCUAUGGUUUUUCUAGACAUGAAACAAGUGCAUCACAUAAAUUUGCGUGUGCAAAUUAUCAACAAUUUAUUUUACGAAAAAGUACUGAAACAACUGUUAUAAAUGUUAUUGAUAAAGGACGUAUUGAAUUAAUUAGAAAAAAUCGUCAACGUCUUACAAAAAUUGCAUCAACGGUACUUUUAUGCUCACGUCAACUAAUUUCGUUGCGUGGUAAUGAUGAAAGUGAUCUGUCUAAUAAUCGUGGAAACUUCAUUGAAAUAUUAAAGUGGUCUUCUGCAACUGAUCCAUUAGUUAAUUCAAUACUUCUUGAUAGUGCUGAUAAUGCUUCAUAUCUGUCUCCUUCAAUUCAGAAUGAACUUAUACAUUUAAUGGCAAACCAAAUACGAAAACAAAUAGCUGAAAAAGUUGGUGGACAUGUUUUUUCACUUAUGGCAGAUGAAGCAAAAGACCGUAGUGGGCAUGAACAAUUGAGUAUUGUUUUAAGAUGUAUUUCACAUGAAACAUGGAAAAAUAAUGACAAAAUUGAUCGUAAUUCAAUUUUCAAAGAAUAUCUUUUGGGAUUAGUGAAAUUGAAUGAAUUUGAUGCUGAAAGUUUGAGUAUUGAAAUAAUUAAAUACUUGUCAUUCUUUAAAAUUGAUAUAAAUAACUGUAUCGCGAUCUGUUUUGAUGGGGCAUCUGUGAUGAGUGGAAGACACUCAGGUGUUCAAGCUAUUCUACAAGAAUUAGAAAAUGAAGGUGAUGAAAGAUCAGUUGAUGCACGUGGUUUAUUAGUAGCACUUCGAGUACCAACAUUCACUAUCACUCUUUUUAUUAUUCACAAGAUAUUUGGUAUUAUUAAAAUACUUUCUGAUCAACUUAAAGCUAAAACCAUGGAUUUUUGUCAAGCUCAAUAUUUAAUAAAAUCGAUUAUUGCUAAAAUAGCUGAUCUUCGUGAUGAACAUACAUUUUCUCUUAUAUAUACAGAAAUUACAAGUUUUUGUCAAGCACAUCAUAUUGAUCUUUCAUCAACACCAAGACAGAGAAGAGUUAAAGAAGUAUCAUCAAGAUUUAAAGAUGUCUUUAUUACUAGUACUAUCGGUCAACGUGACAAUUUGAACAAUGAAGAUAAUUAUCGAAUAGAUCUCUUUUAUCCAAUAGUUGAUGCUGUAUUAAUAGAGCUGAAUGAUCGUUUUUCUGUUCAUAACAUGGAAAUUUUAAUUAGUAUAUCAGCACUUUGUCCCGAUAGCGAAAAUUUUUUGCAAAGUGAAAUAUUAAAACCAUUUGCAGUGGAAAUGAAAGCUGAUAUUUGCUCAUUAUGCAAUGAAAUUGAAGUUGUUAAAUCCAUGUUGAAAGAUUCAAAAUUAGAAAAUAUUGUUGACCUCUAUUAUCAACUAUUACCACUCAAGCAGGCAUUUCCAACAAUCAUAUCUCUUAUCAUCAUUGCUAUGACUAUACCUGUUUCAUCUACUACGUGUGAGCGCACAUUUAGCAAGAUGAAAUUAAUAAAAACAACUACACGCAACACGAUGUCAGAUAAACGAUUGAAUGAUUUAUGUGUGUUAGCAGUGGAACGUGACUUUGCCAUUGAUUUCGAAAAGCUCAUGGAUGAUUUUGCUGAUUUACAUAAAAAUUGUAGAAUUUUGCUAAAAUGA
Rotaria sp. Silwood2 is the source of this 2265-nucleotide messenger RNA. Lineage: Eukaryota; Metazoa; Rotifera; Eurotatoria; Philodinida; Philodinidae. The record is from the annotation of a GenBank genome assembly.